GUAACCAACAGUUGGAGAAGACGAUCUAACGAUCUUCUGUUCCUGACACUUGCCCGCAUCUUGUUUCCCAAACGAGGUCCACGGCGGUCUGCCAUAUGUAUAGGCUGUCCACACGUUCUUUAUUCAUCUGGACUGUCCUCACAUUCACUCUCAGCGUACUUCUUGCCUGGCGGUAUCUGAACACAAGCACGAUGGCACCAAAUAAGGCUGCUUUGAUCGUCCCCGCAUUGAAGAAACAGACUGCCACAGUGAUCAUGGCGCAUGGUCUGGGCGACAGUGGCGCAGGUUGGGUGUCGCUUGCAGAGACCUGGCGAAGAAGGGGGAAAUUCGACGACGUCAAAUUCAUCUUCCCGAACGCUCCCAACAUUCCAAUUACUGUCAACAUGGGGAUGCACAUGCCGGGGUGGUAUGAUAUCGUAAGACGCCGUGACGAUACCAACUUCAGUGACCUGAACCAAGCGCACGACGAAACAGGCAUCUUGCGUAGCCGCGCCACUUUGACGAAGCUCAUCACGGAUGAAGUAAAAGAAGGCAUUCCAUCGGAACGUAUCAUUAUCGGCGGAUUCUCACAGGGAGGCGCUAUAUCGUUGUUUACAGGCCUCACAACGCCUCAUAAACUCGCAGGAGUAUUUGGGUUGAGUUGCUACUUGGUACUGGGAAACAAGAUAAAGGAAUUUGCCCAAGAGAGCAAGGAUGCCAAUAAAGACACUCCAUUCUUCAUGGCGCAUGGCGACGCAGAUGAGGUGGUAAAGUAUAGUUGGGGUCAACAGUCAGCACAAGUGUUGAACAAGGAUCUGGGACAUAACGUGGAGUUCAAGACAUAUCGGGGUCUAACACACUCGGCCGAUAUGAAGGAGAUUGAUGACUUGGAGCAAUUCAUCAAGUCCUGCUUGACACGUGCAGAAUCGCUAUGACGUUGCUCUGAGCGUGGGAGGGCUGAGACUAGCUGCACCUCUGUUCCUGACCAUACCCACGGCCUCUGAGACCCUUCUUGGUUCUUCCCAUAACGACAAAUUAGAAGAAAAUUCAAGGCUGAUGAAAUGAUGCAUAGCGGGCAUGAAGAUGCAAGCGUAAGAUAGGAGUGUACUCGGGUGAUAGUAUUGGGAUUUGAAGAACUACAUGUGAAUCCUAUCUUGAACGCUGAACGAUUCGACUUGUAAAAG
This is a messenger RNA of Exophiala mesophila, 1163 nucleotides long. RefSeq lists its product as uncharacterized. NCBI's taxonomy places the organism in Eukaryota, Fungi, Ascomycota, Eurotiomycetes, Chaetothyriales, Herpotrichiellaceae. The coding region runs from base 96 to 914 and encodes 272 amino acids. Gene Ontology annotation, cellular component: cytoplasm. The record is from RefSeq and is a predicted model, not a curated record. Gene Ontology annotation, molecular function: palmitoyl-(protein) hydrolase activity; carboxylic ester hydrolase activity. The transcript is spliced from 5 exons. Gene Ontology annotation, biological process: protein depalmitoylation.